GAUUUCAGUUUCUAGAGGAAUGGGGAGCGUGGGCGUGGCAGAGUUGAGGAGGUCACUUGAUGGCUUGUUGACCUAUCUGGAACCUCACUGGGAUUUUGUCAACUGCCACAUGGUCAACUACUUAACGGACGAUCACUGGCAGCACUUUGUGCCCGAACCACUACGUUUAGAGCUAAACACUGCCAAAGACCUGAAUCAGGCAAUAGACACACUAUUUUGGCGGUCGAAUCGGCAGAGUCAACAGUUUCCCGCCUUUGCAAGUUUCCUGGCAGCAGGCGAUCAUCUGCGUCUGGAGAACUAUGAGAAGCUAUUGACUACAGUGGAGCAGUUAGAGCAACAACUGGCGACGUCAACGCACACUCAGCUGAGCAUCAAGGAAUUUAUGAGCGCCAAAAAAUGUCAUGAGGUGGAGUUGACGGCGGCCCUUAUAGAUAAACUAGUUCAAAGCAAAAGUACCCCAAACUCGACUUCCUUUAUUGUUGAUGCUGGCGAUGGAAAAGGUUAUCUCUCAUCCAGAUUGGCGCUCCAGUAUGGACAUCGCGUGCUCGGCAUUGAUGCCAAUACGACAAACACUGAAAAUGCCUUAUCACGCAAUCGCAAGCUACAGCGCGCUUGGAACGGUUUAACGGAACGCGCUGAACUGCAGAGUCAAGGAAUAAUACCAGCACGUCGCGGCAAAAAAUCAAACCAACAAGAUGCAUCUAUAAUUCCACCCUCUCUGGAAAAUUACAAAACUACAUCAAGGUUCAUAACUACAGAACUGAACCUGAGUGAUUUACUGACAGAGCACUUUGACCAGCAGUCCAAUAACAUAUGCCUGACGGGCCUGCACACCUGUGGAAAUCUUGCGUCCACCUGCUUACAGGUGUUCCAUGCCCAGGACAACUGUCGCAUCCUAUGUAAUGUCGGCUGUUGCUAUCAUUUAUUGCGGGAACAUUUCUCCCAGCAAGAGUUCUUUGGCAACAAGGCGUUAAUGGAUCAGCAAGUAGAUUGUGGAUUCCCACUAAGUUGCUAUCUGCAGGAGCGAAAAGUAAGAUUGGGUCGCAAUGCAAGAAUGCUUGCUGCCCAAUCCAUUGAACGCACCUUGGCGGCCAAGGAGUUGCCCAACAUAACACUUUACUAUCGGGCACUUCUCGAACUUUUGGUUUGUCGGCAUGCCCCACACCUGAAAAACGAAUUGCAGGUGGGCAAAGUUAAAAAAUUUGACUCUUUUCCGGAAUAUGUUAAAAAGUGCGCAGAUAAACUGAAUGUACCUUGGUUGGCAACUGUAGAGGAAGAGGAACUGCUGUUGUUGCUGGAGAAACAUGAAAUAGAUCGUCAAUACUUGGAGCUCUUCUAUCUGCUCCGUAUGUCCUUUGCUCCUGUUCUGGAGAGUGUUAUACUGUUGGAUCGUCUGCUGUACCUCAAGGAGCUCGGCUAUGAGCACAGCUAUCUGAUUGACUUGUUUGACGCGGUUAUAUCACCACGUCACUAUGCAAUUGUUGCUAUCAAGCAAUAGGCGCUAAAUCUGGUUGAAAUCUGGAUUUUGACGUUUUACUGAUUAUCAUUUAAAUCAAUUGAGAAACGUGCAAUAGUCAAUUUGUAAAUAUGUUUUUCGCAAUGCAAUAGUAACAUCAAUUUAAAAGAACAACUUUAAAGUUUAUGACUGUCAGACACCCUAUGAUACCCGGUAAAUUUAUAAUUUGACUUGUAACAUUCUUUUGUAAUUUGUGCGAAAUAUUAAAAAUUUUCAAAAAAAUAA
Molecule: messenger RNA, 1741 nt
Organism: Drosophila innubila
Lineage: Eukaryota; Metazoa; Arthropoda; Insecta; Diptera; Drosophilidae
Product: methyltransferase-like protein 25
Exons: 3
Coding region: 20-1498 (492 amino acids)
Source: RefSeq, a predicted model, not a curated record